Alosa alosa (allis shad) is the source of this 988-nucleotide messenger RNA. RefSeq names its product aldo-keto reductase family 1 member B10-like. The record is from RefSeq and is a predicted model, not a curated record. Gene Ontology annotation, molecular function: aldose reductase (NADPH) activity. Lineage: Eukaryota; Metazoa; Chordata; Actinopteri; Clupeiformes; Clupeidae. Bases 111 to 968 code for a protein of 285 amino acids. Gene Ontology annotation, cellular component: cytosol. The transcript has 9 exons.
CCGCUUCGCUACCCCAUAGUUAUAGGCGACCUCACACACGUCCAGUCUGAGUAGCCUUUGGACCACAGCGGCACUUUCUCUCCGACAAAAUAUCAGAUCUCCGCGUAGUGAUGACGACCUCCGUGAGCCUCGGCACCGGUGCAUCUAUGCCCAUAGUGGGUCUGGGCACGUGGAGGGCAUCUGAGGGCCAGGUGGGGCAGGCGGUGCGGGCGGCCAUCUUGUCGGGCUACCGGCACAUUGACGGGGCGUUCGUCUACCAGAACGAGGCGGAGGUGGGGGCGGGGCUAAAGGCCAUGAUGCAGCAGGGCGUGGUCAAGAGGGAGGAGCUUUUCAUCGUCAGCAAGUUGUGGUGUACUUUCCACCAGCGGACUCUUGUGAGGGGCGCGUGUGAGAAGACUCUGCAGGACCUUCAGCUGGACUCCCUGGACCUUUACCUCAUGCACUUCCCCAUCGGAUUCCAGCCUGGAGACGAUCUCUUUCCUCUGGGGACUGACGGCCAAGUCAUCGGAGACGACAGCAACUUCCUGGACACAUGGGAGGCUAUGGAGGAGCUAGUGGACUGUGGACUGGUCAAAGCCAUUGGCGUCUCCAACUUCAACCAGCAGCAGAUUGAGGCCAUCUUGAACAAGCCCGGACUCAAGUACAAGCCUGCCAACAACCAGAUUGAGUGCCAUCCGUACCUGACCCAGGAGAAGCUGAUCAGCUACUGCCACUCAAAAGGCAUCAGUGUGACUGCCUACAGUCCUCUGGGCUCACCAGACAGACCAUGGGCAAAACCAGAUGAGCCAUCACUGCUAGAAGACCCAAAGAUUAAAGCCAUCGCCAGCAAGCACAGCAAGACUUCAGCUCAGGUUCUAAUCCGGUUCCACGUCCAGAGGAAUGUGGCUGUUAUUCCAAAGUCCUCCAACCCCAGCGGAUCAAAGAGAACUUCCAGGUGUUUGACUUUGAGCUCAGUGCAGAGGACAUGAAAAACCAUCGACUUCAACAG